This is a messenger RNA of Exophiala aquamarina CBS 119918, 720 nucleotides long. RefSeq lists its product as uncharacterized. Lineage: Eukaryota; Fungi; Ascomycota; Eurotiomycetes; Chaetothyriales; Herpotrichiellaceae. Gene Ontology annotation, molecular function: acyltransferase activity, transferring groups other than amino-acyl groups. The record is from RefSeq and is a predicted model, not a curated record. Gene Ontology annotation, cellular component: NatA complex. The transcript has a single exon. Bases 1 to 720 code for a protein of 239 amino acids. Gene Ontology annotation, biological process: mitotic sister chromatid cohesion.
AUGCCACAAGCUAGCCUUCUCGCGUAUCUGACACCACAGCCAUCAACCUCUGCACCUCCCUCGGUGUCUAGUCCACCAUUGUCACUGAACUUGUCAGCCGGAGCAGUGGGUUCAUUGUGCAACGGCACUGAAGAUUCAUCUGUGCCUGCUGGUGCGGACAUAAUCGAGAAGGUUCAACAUCAGCUCUCCACAGAUGACAGAGCCGGAACCAUCCCACACUUUCCAAAGGCCCAGAUUGUCCAUGUCUCUCGGGCUCACCUGCCCUCAAUCCAAAGACUGACCAACACCACUUUGCAAGUUCGGUACAGCGAUAAAUUCUUCCAGGGUACCUUGACCGAUGACGGUGCUGCCCAGCUAUCCCGUGUUGUGCUCUACUCUUCCGAGCCUGUAGGAUGGAUUCGAUGCUGUUUGGAGCCUUACGGUCCGGAAAAGGGCUCUCAGCCGCAAUUGCAGCAGAUAUACAUCCAAGCGUUGGCUUUACUCGCACCGUAUCGAGGCAUUGGCCUUGCUUCCAUUCUGCUCAACACGAUUAUCAGUUCACCAUUAGCGCAUGCGCACAACACAGUGUGUAUAUAUGCACACGUGUGGGAGAAGAACGAAGAUGCUUUGGAAUGGUAUGCCAAACGUGGGUUCAAGCGGGUCUUGCUACUUGAAAGGUACUAUAGGAGAUUGAGACCCGGCGGGGCUUGGAUCGUUCGAAAGGAAUUGAACAAAAGUUAA